Impatiens glandulifera is the source of this 3088-nucleotide messenger RNA. Its product is annotated as protein SMAX1-LIKE 3-like. Bases 369 to 2864 code for a protein of 831 amino acids. NCBI's taxonomy places the organism in Eukaryota, Viridiplantae, Streptophyta, Magnoliopsida, Ericales, Balsaminaceae. The transcript is spliced from 3 exons. The record is from RefSeq and is a predicted model, not a curated record.
UUGAUUAAUGAUUGAGUAGUCACUAAAUAUUUCAAGUAGACUGGUCUAUAAAGAUUGGGUCCAACUUCCAAAUGAUCUUGAUAUCUCACUUUAUCCAAAAUGUAGAGAGACCAUUUAUCUUUCCUUCACAUGCUACCAACUUUUUUUUUUUCUUCUUCUUUUUUUUCACAAGAAAAGACCAAAACACAAGAAAAGCACAAAUCCCACUUCCCAAGUUUCCUCCUUCCAAACAAACCAACAAACCUCUUCUUAUAAUUAGAUCACCACACAUCACUUGUAACAUCCACCCAAAACAAAAACAUUCUCUUCUCUCUCUCUCUUCAAAUUGUCUUGACUAAUUAAACAAAUACUACUAGCUAAUAGAUAUCAUGAGAAUAGGAAGCAGCUCUGUUCAUCAUCAGGGCCUGACGGCAGAGGCUGCCGCCAUUGUAAAAGCGGCAGUCAGCCUUGCUAAGAGGCGUGGCCACGCUCAGGUGACUCCUCUCCAUGUAGCCAGCGCCACCAUGGCCGACCCAACCGGCCUCCUUAAGGCCGCCUGUUUACGUUCACACUCACACCCACUUCAGUGCAAAGCUUUAGAGCUUUGUUUCAAUGUAGCCUUAAACAGGCUUCCAACUGGAUCCUCCAGCAGCCCUUUAUUUCUCGGGUCCAACCAUCGUCAAAAUCACCACCCUUCGUUUUCAAACGCUCUCGUGGCUGCUUUCAAGCGUGCGCAGUCUCACCAGCGCAGAGGAUCCAUAGAGAAUCAACAACAACCCAUCUUAGCCUUGAAGAUAGAGCUUGAACAGCUCGUAAUUUCCAUCUUGGAUGAUCCUAGCGUUAGUCGGGUCAUGAGGGAAGCUGGUUUUUCUAGUCCACAAGUGAAAAACAACGUUGAACAAGCUGUUUCAUUAGAACUCUGUUCUUCCCGUGUUGUUAAAACUGAACCGAAGGAGACGAUUAAACCUCUGUUUCAAUCCAGCGAUCAAGCUUGUGAGGACGACGUGAACGCUGUUCUUGAUUCCUUAAUGGGGUCGACGAAAAAGAGAAACACCGUCGUCGUGGGGGAGAAUUUGGGUAACGCCGAGUCCAUAAUGCGUGGGGUUAUCGCUAAAUUAGACAGAGGAGAUGUACGUUUUGUUAGCGUUCCUUUAUGGUCGUUAAGAAAUAUGAGUAUAGAAGAGGUACAACAGAGGAUCGGGGAGCUAAGAUGUUUGGUAAAUGGGUAUGAGGCAAGAUGGGUCGUGUUAUAUCUUGGUGAUCUGAAAUGGGUAUCUGAGUUUUGGUCAAAUUAUGGCGAGCAAAGCAGGAAUUACUAUUCUCCUGUUGAAUUCAUGAUUAUGGAGCUUAGCAGACUGUUAUGUGGAUUUGGGGAUAGAUCAGGAGGAAAGAAGCUUUGCUUAAUGGGUAUUGCAAAUUUGCAGACUUUCAUGAGAUGUAAAAGUGGUCAUCCUUCUUUAGAAACUCUUUGGCAACUUCAUCCUCUCACAGUUCCAGUAAUUGGCAACUUGGGAUUAAGUCUCAACCUUCAUCAUGAUCACACCAGUGACAUACAAAGCAAGGAAUUAAGGAAUGAUUCAAACUGGUUAAUAAUGAAAAUGGGAGAAGAGAAAAGGUUGAAAUGUUGCUCAGAUUGCAGGGAGAAUUUCAAAAGAGAAGCUUGGAGCAUUGAGAUUAGCAAUGCAUGCCAUAAUAAUGAAUCUACUACCACUUCCACUUGUUCAAGCUUGCCUUCAUGGCUUAAGAGUUAUCAGGAUGAUCAGAAUAAAAGGAUCACCACCAUUAAUUCAGAUAAGGAUUUUGACAAGCUAAAAGAUCUAAGCAAGAAAUGGAACUCAAUCUGCAGAUCAGUUCAUAAACAGCCUCAUUUUCUUGAAUCACCCCUUAUUUUCUCUUCAUCUUCUCCAAAUUCAUCCUCAAGUUCAGUCUCAUCCCACCACGAAAAUGAUCAAAGCAAGAAAAGGUUACAUGAAACCAUUUCAACAUGGCCACUGAUCUUCGGUCCUAAACCCGAAAACAAGCUCCUGCAGAAACCAGAUCUCUUGUCCAAUCCCAAUUCAAGCCCAAACUCUGCUUCCUGCAGCGAAGCAAAUGACAACGACGAUGAAGAUGAAGAUGAUGACGAUCGCCCACGUUCAUUCAAGGAAUUCAAUUCCGAAAACGUGAAAGCAUUAUCCAAGGCACUGGGAAAGAAGGUUCCCUGGCAUAAGGACAUUAUUCCAGAAAUCUCCACCACCCUGCUUCAGAUCCGAUCUGGAAUGGUUAAAAGAAAUAAUGGUCAAAAGGAAGAAUCUUGGUUUUCCUUUUUGGGCGUUGAUCAGAAAGGAAAAGAAACGAUUGCAAAGGAGCUAGCAAGGCUAGUCUUCGGCUCUUACAAUAACUUUGUCAAAAUUGGAACACUAAUAACCGGAUUUCCCACAACGAUAGCAGAUUCCAGCGAUGAAUACAACAAGAAGAAGAGAAUGAGGAUCGAUGAACCCGGUUCAAGCUAUCUGGAGAGGUUUGCAAAGGUAGUUAAAGAAAACCCGAGUUGCGUGUUUUUCAUGGAGGACUUGGAGCAAGUUGAUUACAAUUCUCAAGUGGGUAUUAAGAAAGCUAUUGAAAGUGGGAGAAUAACUGUCUCAGAUGGGGGAUUUGUUCCACUUAAGGAUGCCAUUGUUAUAUUCAGCUGUGACAGCUUUAGUUCCUUGUCUAGGGCAUGUUCUCCUGCAAUUGGUGAAAGUGAAGUGAAAUGCGACGAAGGAGAGAUUGGGGUUUGUGGACCAUUGGAUUUGAACAUUGUUGGAGAUGAAGAACAUGAUGAUCAGUUAGUGAUCAGUAGCAUUAAUGGAUUGAUCAUGGACUCCAUUGAUAGGCAAAUUAUCUUCAAGAUUCAAGUUUUGUGAACUUAAGUGUCUGUGUGUGUGCAUGGGAUCUUGAUAAUGAUCUUUUGGGUUAGUUUUUGUUUUUAUUUUCUUUCUUGGUUUGUUGAAUGUUUUUUCUUUUCUUUAGAAACUGUGGGGAUGGCAAAAAAAAAUCUGAUAUAUGAUAGUAGCUCUGAUUUCCUAGUAUAUUUCCUAAGUAUAUGUAAAUCUAAUUACUAAAUAUUGAACUUUCUAACUUUGUAUUA